UGGAAAAAGGGUGUCAAACCACAAUGACAAGCACAUUCGGUGUGACCACGAAUCGGGACAAGACUGGGGAGCGCUGAGCCGGGCGAUGUGAGCUCGGCGAAGGUCGCUGCUCCCACUGCGCGCGCACGCACGCGCUGGGGGUGGGAGGGAGACCAUGAGCUCGCGGAGGAGCAGCUCGGGUCACAUCAGCGUCCACCGGCAGUUCCCGUGCAGCGGAGCAAUUUCUACUGCAAGCACAUGUCCAAUGAAAUCUCUUUCAGCACAAAGGUAUGCAAGAAUAGAACCACCAGAAAAAUGUCUAAGUGCAUCUGUUUGGUCAACAGAGCAGAAUUGUAUGGACUGGCUCUCGAGGAAGUCUUUUGCAUAUCUCCAGACUAAAGCAGUUAAAGAAUCCUGUGAAGUUAAUGCCCUCUGCCAGCCCUUGCAUGACAUGGAAGAAUGCUUUAUCCAGGAGUUGGAUAAAUAUUCUGCCUACAAGGAUAUGCUAAACCUGCGUAGGAAAGAGCUACUGUACAAGAAAUGGAAUGAUGAUGUCUAUGAGCCAUUACAAUGGAAAGUCAAAGCAAGAUUAAACCAGUCAAUUGAAAGAAGACGUCCUUCAGUUUUACAGUAUUUAGACUACUGUGAUAAAAAGGAACCUGUGUUUUUGGAAGAAUAUAACCCAGAUGACUUCAAUCCAUUUGUCCGCCAUCUGUGCAAACCUCGUAAAUUUAAGCUACCACGAGUCGAGCUGCCCUGGUUCGACAGUUCCAUGACGGAUUUCUUGCACAUGUUCUUCAUGAUGACAAGGACUUCAACUCUCAAUGAUCCUCUGCUGUUGCAGAGUAGAAGCAAGAGUGUGGAAGACAAUGCUAUAUUGCAAUGUCAAGAAGGUAAACUUUACUCUUUGAAAGAAACUGAAGAAUUUCACAAGUCACAACUCCCUCUGGUUCCACUGGGUCGCCAAAAUAUUGACAGCAUCAAGUGGCUCAGUGUACCACUAAACUAUAUUGAUAGUGACAUCCGACAAAGAAUCAGGUGCAGCCUCAUAAUACAGCAUUAAUUCUGCUGCCACCAAAAGGCCUCUGGGAUUUUAUUCAAUUUACUGGACUAGGAAGGGCAUUGGCCUUGCCCAACUUCCAUACAUGACACUUGGCAGCAGAUGUCACUCGAUAUUGAUGAAGAACAAUCCUGAGUUACCGAGACCAACUGUAAAACACUUACCACCACCCCGGCUCAACACCAAACUGGAAUAAACCAAGAACCAUCCCGAAGUGUGUCUCUAAAAUCUAGAGUGGGAAGGCUCUUUACCUAGCGAGCAGUCAGAGAGCUUGCACUCUGUUUGUAAUUCCCUGAUGUAUUGUCCAUGUACGGAAUGUAUAUUAACAAGGACUCAAUGGCAGAAAAGAUAAAACAGGCAAUUUGAUAGAAAUUUAAGUAUUUGCUAUGUGCUAAGAUCCACAAUGAUUGGAUCAAAAAAUUGUGAUAUUCAUGCGAAGUCCAGAACCAGGUUGCCAGCUUAUAUAAGUGGAAAUACUGAUUUCAUUUGGGAUAGGAAAAUACAAAAAUAAAUAUUGUCAGAAAGACCACAAAGUAUUGUGGGUUUGCUGAUCUUAGAAAGGUGGAACAAUACUAGCUUAAAAGUGUGUAAACCUGCAUUCAAAAUCUGUAAGCAAUUAUUUCUCUUCCCCAUUACAUCUUUAAACGAACACUGAAAAGUGCCUUUGAAGGCACUAGUAAGAGUGCCUACUUCACAAUGUUCAGCAACUGAAGCUCUAAUCUGCCUGAUCCAAGUCUGUGAUAAAAACAAAGUGCUGGAAAAACUCAGCAGAUCGGGAAACAUCUGUGGAGAGAGAAACACAGUUAUGUUCCGAGUCCAACAUGACUUCUUCGGAACCAAAGGAAGGCAGAAAUGAGAUGGGACUUAUGCUGUUUCUCCACUUCUCAUUUACCCACGAGAUGGAAUCUUACAUACAAUGACCAUCAUAAAAGAACUAAAAACAAAAAAUGUUGGAAAUACUCAGCAGGUCAGGCAGCAUUUGUAGUGAGAGAAAUAGAACUAAUGUUUCAGGUCAUUUUUUAUCAGAACUGGAGGGACAAAAAGAAUUGAGAUAGGAAAAAUCAGUUCAUCUGGGCAGGAACAGGCAGAAACCAAGUCUACCAAGCUGUUUCAAUGGAUCUUGGGAAGGAGGUAGAAAUGGACUUUCAUCAGGUCAUCAACCAGAAACUUUAACUCUUUCUCUGUCCACAUGUGCUGCUGAGUGUAUCCAGCAUUUUCUGCUUUUAUUUCUCAUUUUCAGCUUUCACAGUAUUUUGCUUUUGUAUCAUUGAAGAACUUAUUGACUGUAAUGGCAAGAAGAAAGGGUCUAAAUAAAUAAAAAAUUACCACAA
Carcharodon carcharias (great white shark) is the source of this 2370-nucleotide messenger RNA. RefSeq names its product family with sequence similarity 228 member A (gene fam228a). The transcript is spliced from 9 exons. Lineage: Eukaryota; Metazoa; Chordata; Chondrichthyes; Lamniformes; Lamnidae. The coding region runs from base 155 to 1042 and encodes 295 amino acids. The record is from RefSeq and is a predicted model, not a curated record.